AUGGAUAAUUUCGAAAUAGUCGACUUCAACUCAUUGAGCGAAGUGGUGCGAAAUUUAAUUCGAGAAGCAUCAGAGAUACGUGAACGUGCUUAUUGUCCAUAUUCAAAUUUCGCGGUUGGGGCGGCCAUAUUGACCGAGAAAGAUAGUAAAGUGUACACUGGGUGUAAUAUUGAGAAUUCAACGUUCACGCCUAGUAUUUGUGCGGAAAGGUCAGCACUGCCGAAGGCGGUAUGUGACGGGUAUCUGAAGUUCAGGAUGGUUGCUGUUGUGGCGCACCAGAGGGACAGCUUCACCGCACCGUGUGGGGUCUGCCGACAGACCCUCAAUGAGUUCCGCGGCUCGGACGGCGAUAUGGACGUGUACCUGAGCAAGCCCACCAUGGACAAAGUAUUGUGCACUAAGCUGUCUAAAUUGUUACCACUCUCGUUUGUAAGUUACCAACGGGACAGCGUG
Brenthis ino (lesser marbled fritillary) is the source of this 453-nucleotide messenger RNA. The record is from the annotation of a GenBank genome assembly. Lineage: Eukaryota; Metazoa; Arthropoda; Insecta; Lepidoptera; Nymphalidae.